AUGUGGCAGAGAAACAAAGACGACACGCGACACGACGGCGAGUGGCGCGCUCUGACUGAUGACACGACUCCUCUACAGCCGCGAGCCGAACAACGUGCGCGCGCACGCUCGCACGGCUUGACGCGCUCGCAGCUAAGCGAUGCGACUGCACCGUGCCGGGUGCGUUGCGGCUCCACCGGCACGAGCGCUACGGCUAUGGUGUUCUAG
This is a messenger RNA of Arctia plantaginis, 207 nucleotides long. The record is from the annotation of a GenBank genome assembly. NCBI's taxonomy places the organism in Eukaryota, Metazoa, Arthropoda, Insecta, Lepidoptera, Erebidae.